CAAGAUCCUUACUCUUGGAGCUAGUUUACACAACUCCGCAUUGAACCAUCUUCUUGAGCGAGUUCUAUGGAUAUCGCUCCCUGUGAAAUCUCCAUUACUACAUUAUCAUUAAAACUAGAUUCGGAUUGGACUUCGAAAUGAAGACGGCCCGCAUGUACAUACGACAAGGCACUUCCAAAAUCAACAAUUACAUGCUCAUCUUUACGAAAUUGGAUCACUCCCCGACCCCAGCUAGCUCGCAGUUAUAGCUGUGCCUCUUUUCUUGUUUUCCUUUGAACGAGAUCGGAGGCUGAUGGGUGCAAAAAUGAACCAAAAGGUCGAUUAGAUGAGCAUCUCAAACUGGACGCUUUAAGCGUGUCUACCGCUGGUGUAUUUUUGGGUAGAAAUCAAGAACGGCAAGUCUCACGCUUUAAUCACCUCAUAACGUCUUUAUAUCUGCAAUUCCCAAGGUGCAAUUUUUACUUUUUCCGACAACAUUAGGCACCCGGUCAUGCCUCCAAAUACUGAUACCAAUGGGCUUCCAAACCAGGAUAAUGUAAGACUCAACUUUUCCUUUACUUUCCAUCCAGGCAAUAAGGCUGGUACUAGGCAUGGCAUCGUAGUUUUUGUUAGGGCAACAUUAGCCGCGUGAAGCUCUGUCUACCUUCAUGCUUAGGAGAUGCCUGAACAGGUCGAAGAGAAUAACAUUUUAUUACGGGAUUUCCAGCACCAUAAUCCUUCUCGUUUGAAUGGGGGAUGAUAGAUUUGACUAUGAAACGUGGGGAAGGUUUAAUUCGCUGCUAGUAAACGACUACUUAGCAGAGCUGACUGAAAAAAUCUAGAGGAACGAUGCUCACGAAGAGCACUCUUCUUCGCUCAUUGCAAUCAUUGGGAUCGGUAAGCUCCGGUAUUCCUCACUAUCUUAAUGCGAAUUCUAGCUAAGAUAAUAUGUCACUGUGGUAGGUUGCCGUUUGCCUGGCGGCGCUCAAUCCCCGAGUCAGCUAUGGGACCUUUUAAUUGAGCAACGAUCUGGUUGGAGUCAGAUACCAGCAUCAAGAUUCAACUCUCAAGGGUUUUACAAUCCCAACAAAGAACAUUCAGGAACCAUCACCACCACAGGAGGGUUCUUUCUGGACAAUGAUAUUCGUCUUUUCGAUAACUCAUUCUUCGGAAUUAAUAACCUAGAAGCCAAGUAUAUGGACCCGCAACAGAAGCAAGUGCUAGAGGUUGUAUAUGAAUGCCUUGAGAGUGCCGGACUUCCCAUAGAAAAAGUCUCUGGAGCCGAUAUUGGUUGCUAUAUCGCCAAUUUUACUACAGAUUAUACGACAAUUCAAAGCAAGGAUCCUGAUUCCUAUCAUCGUUACGGGGCCACUGGUAUGGAACCCAGCAUACUUGCAAAUCGGGUCAGUCAUGUAUUCAAUCUCAAGGGACCUAGCUGUACAAUCAAUACAGCAUGCUCUUCAUCCCUCUAUAGCUUGCACCAAGCCUGUACUGCUCUAGAAGCAGGGGAAUGUGAGGCGGCAAUUGUCGCCGGUGCAAACUUAAUUCAAACCCCUGAAAUGCAGAUUGGAGUGGUUAAGCUCGGCGUUGUAUCCCCUACAUCUACCUCUCAUACAUUUGACACGGCAGCAGAUGGCUACGGGAGGGGUGAAGCAGUUGGUGCCUUACUCGUCAAGCGUUUGAGCGACGCUGUUCGAGAUGGCGAUGCUAUUCGUGCGGUUAUUCGUGGAACGGCAGUCAACAGGUAACUAAUUCUUUUGAUCAAAUUCGGUAUGGCCACACACAGGAGCUAAAAUUUGUGUCGAAUAUAGUAAUGGUAAGACGCCUGGAAUUACCCUCCCAAGUGCUGAUGGGCAAGAGGCCGUCAUUCGUAAAGCUUAUUUGAAGGCUGGCUUACCUCUGGACGCGACGGAUUACAUUGAGGUUAGAUAAAGUUUUAUAAUAAUCACCGAGGCAGGCAUGAUUGAUUUCGAUCCAACUACAUGCUGACAAAUUGAAACUGUCUUAGGCUCAUGGUACAGGAACACCGGUUGGUGACCCGAUUGGUGAGACAUGUUGAAAUGACACUAGAAGUUUCCUGCUAACUUCCCGUGGUGUAGAAAUUGAGGCCAUAUCCCGCGCUCUACAACAUAGAUCUGGACGUCCAAUAUUGGUCGGCUCGGUUAAAACAAAUCUUGGACACAGUGAAGCCGUCAGUGGAAUAUCCAGUGUUAUCAAGGUCAUUCUUUCUCUCGAGAAAGGCUUAAUACCACCUACCAUUGGCAUCAAGAACAUCAACCCAGCCCUAAGACUUGAAGAGCGCAAUGUAUCUGUCGUUACAGGACCCAUUAUCUUGCCACUUAGAGUCCCAAUAAGAGCCAGUAUUAACUCAUUCGGGUACGGUGGUGCCAAUUCGCAUGCAAUUCUAGAAUCGGCACAAGAAUAUUACCCAAAUACUUCCACACACAAUAAUUCCGACGAUAACAAGAGCCGAAAGACAUAUCUGCUUCCAUUUUCAGCACAUAGUGAGAUAUCCAUGAAGGGCUGGCUUCAACUACUUGCUUCACAACGGAGUACCGUCAGAAUAGAAGACCUUGCGUAUACUUUGGGGUGCCGGAGAUCUAAACUCUCCUCUCGCGGUUUUAUACUUGCACAAAAGGACAAUCUAGACUACGCCUUGGAUGUGGCCAACCUAGAAACUCUUGCGGGCCCCCCAAAAACCUCUAUUUUCCAAUUUGCAUUCAUUUUCACAGGUCAGGGAGCACAAUGGCCGCAAAUGGGCAAAGAAUUGAUUGAGGAGAUUCCAGGCUUUCGCCAGACUAUCAGGGAUUUGGAUGGAUUUCUGGCGAAGCUAGGCAACGCACCUCCAUGGAAAAUAUACAAGGAAAUAAUGGAAACUGAUCAAACAAGCAGGAUAAGCCACUCCUACAUUUCACAAACAGUCUGUACUGCAAUCCAAAUAGCAACAGUUUUGCUCAUGAAAGAAUGGGGCAUAGAGCCAAGUGCUACCGUUGGUCAUUCUUCUGGUGAAAUUGCCGCUGCCUUUGCUUCGGGGAAUCUGACUGCAGAGGAGGCGAUUAUUAUUGCUUACUGCCGUGGAAUUGCAGUGUCACAGAACUGCAAACGAGGAGCAAUGAUUGCUGUCGGGCUUGGCCAAGAUACUACGAACGCGGAAAUAUCUAGAUUAGAGCUUUGUGGUCAGAUUCGGGUGGCUUGCAUCAAUUCUCCCAAUAGCGUAACUGUCAGUGGAGAUUUGGAGGCUAUCAAUCAAAUCAUGGAUACUUUACAGGCAACCGGGACUUUCGUACGACGACUUAAGACAGAUGGAAAUGCUUAUCAUUCUCACCACAUGGCUUCCUUGACUCAAAAUUACGAAGAUCUACUCCUUGAAGCUGGUUUGUUUCUACAGCCUGGGAAGGCCACGUCACUCUCAGCCCCAAUAAAAAUGAUUUCUUCGGUCACUGGGCAGCCUGUAGAUGCUGAAAGGUUAAGGUCGAGGACCUACUGGUGCGAUAACUUGGAGUCACCCGUGCUUUUCCAGGGCGCGAUCCAGGUCUUGAUGAAAGGCAAUGAGUACCAUUUAAUUGAAAUAGGCCCCCACCCGGCCUUGGAACUUCCAAUCAAGGAUAUUCGCGACAAACUACGUCUUCAGCAAAAUCAAAUGUUAUAUUCGUCAACUCUCACGAGACACAAAAAUUCAAUUGAAUGUAUCCUUCGUCUCAUGGGCUAUUUGUAUAUAGGUGGGCGGGAAAUACCAUUUGAAAAGAUCAAUGAUACAUGUGGCACUGCUCGGUCCACAACCGGGCGUGGCUGUAAAUUUAUUCAUGAUUUGCCGACGUACAGAUGGAACCACGAGUCCCUGAACUGGGUUGAGCCACGAAUCAGCAUAGAGUAUAGGAACCGCAAACACCCACGCCAUGAUCUGCUUGGAUCCAGGAUUCCAGGUGGCAGUGGCGAAACAGCCUCUUGGAGGAACCUACUAAGGGUAGACAUUGUUCCAUGGCUGAAAGACCAUAAGCUUGGAAAGUCGGCCGUUUUUCCAGCUGCAGGUUAUAUUGCAAUGGCGGCGGAGGCCAUACAGCAGUUGCAGGCACUUCCUCCGAAGGAUGACUCAGUCAUGAGCUUCCGUGACUUAAAGUUCAUUAAAAUGCUUGAGCUGCUGGAUGAACAUGAGAUCUUUACUGAGAUGAGAAAAGCCAGUAUUUCGGAGAUCACAGAAUCAGGGACGUGGUGGCAUUUAAAUAUCAGUUCUUUUAAUGCUGGCACAUCAAUAGUCCAUAUGAAAGGCUUGGUAGCAAUAAGAAGCACAGCCUAUCCAUUUAACAGUAAGGUUACAGCCUUAGACGAACAUUUGGAGAAGCAAUCUCCGCGCUCUUGGUACAACACUCUCGCUAAAGCUGGAUUGAACUUCGGUCCUAAAUUUCAAUCGAUGCUGGAGGUCUAUCACAAUCCAGCAAAAGAUUGCUAUCAGACUGUCUCUAAGACUCGGCUACUUCACACGGCUGGAACCGAUUACGAAUCGACCUAUACGAUACAUCCUAUUACAAUAGAUACUUUGCUACAAACGGCGAUUACCUCCUCAUCCGCGGGACUGUACGCCAAUCUUCGUGGUAAAAUUCCUGUCUCUAUCAGCCACAUGGAAAUCCGGCAGGAUGCAGCGAAGCAUGACACCUCCGAUAUUUGCACUAUCAACGCGGACUCUGAGGUUGUUGGGUUUGGUCCUAUAAAAUACAAUGUAGAACUCCAUGAUCACUUUGGAAAAGUGCUUAUCUACAUCAGCAAUGGGCGAGCAAUCUCAUAUGAAGAGGGAAGCGACGCCUCAAAUGAUAAAGAUAGUCAGCCUAUAACUCAAACAAUUUGGAAACCAGACAUUUCGUUGCUUUCGCACCACGAUAAGGCCGCGUUCGCCAGAUACAUAAAGCAAUUUCCAUUAAAUAGUGAGGUAACAAAUCCCAGUGCGCGGGAGCUUGCUGCCGUCCUGAACCUUAUCGCGCAUCAGAACCCCAAUCUUCGUGUUCUUGACUUGCAUGGAACCUGGGACUAUGACAACAACAGACAGCAAAGCUUGUUACAGCUUUACUCUGAGCCUAAUCAGUUGAAAGGAUUUCGAGAAUAUUUCGAGGGUAUCAUCGAUUCUUGUGGUAAAUUUGUAGCUCGCGAAGUCAACGUUUCUCAAGUAGGAAGCUUGAAAUUUGGGGAACUACACAAAAUUGAUGAUGAAAAGUCUUUCAAUGUUAUGAUAUUGCCCAAGGUAUGUGAAGCUCUUCUCGUGUCAUUCCAGAUACUAACUUAUACCUAGUGUACACGUGAGACUAUAUCGGACACCAGGAAGAAUUUGCAACAGUGCCUCAAACAUCUUAGUUCCACUUCAACAGUGAUUUUUGCAAGUAACCAAGCAAUUGAUACUAGGAAUUUGGAACUGCCAGAAUUCUCGUUCAUUACCAGCAUUCCGACAGGACCCCUCGAUUCCGUGAUUGUUGCUAGACGCCGAGAUGCGGUAGCGAGCGGCAAUGAGAAGGGACGAGAGAUCAUCUACGUAAGUGAUGUAUUAACUUUACAGUUACUAAUUGAUUCUAACAAUUAUUAUAGGUUACACGAAGCUGCACUGUGCAACGUUCUUUUGAUUCCGCCCUUCGAGAUCGGCUGAGCACAAUUCACGGUUACAAUAUCUCACUCAUUUCUUUUGAGGAUGUUUCUGCAGACAAUAUCUUACCCAACGCUGUUAUUAUUUCUACCAUUGAAUUACAACAACCCAUUCUACGAGAAUUGUCAGAAGAUGAACUCAGUCGUCUCAAGAUACUAACCGAUAAUGCCUCGGAAAUUCUCUGGGUCACAUGUGGCGGGCUCUCUAAUUCCAAGAGCCCAGAUUUUGCACUAUCGCAGGGCUUCUUUAGAUCUUUGGGUGUGGAGCAGCCAUCUCUGAAAUUGUUCCUCCUUGAUCUUGAAGAUAUAGAGAACGAUAUUGACACGGCUUUAAGACAUACCGUCACAGUCUUUGUACAAGCAAUGGAGAACAGCAAGCCGGAUUUUGAAUAUAUACAGCACGAAGGCGCAUUGUACUGUGGCAGGUUCUUCCUCAAUACCGAAUUGACCGAGCGAUUUCAGCAAGCUCAAACAGGACAUCUCACAAGUACAGCACUAAAGGAUGCUGGAGCGGUCCAAAUUUCUAUUGAUAGUACAGGUCAGCUCGAUUCGCUUCAUUUCAUACAACACAUGAAGCGUGAUGCUACACUAAGACCUGACUAUGUUGAAGUUGAGGUACGGGUUGUAGGUAUGAAUGCUAAGGUAGGUCCUCAACAAACCAAGGGAAAUAAGGUGCUUAUCCUAACAUUAUGACAGGAUCCUUACGCACUAAAAGGCAGAGUUGAUACCAAGAACUCGACAUGCUCAUGCGAGUUUACCGGUGUUGUAGUGCGUGCUGGAAGUUUGGUCGACGAUCUUGUACCUGGUGAUUCUGUUGUUGUAAUGGCUCCGGGCCAUCUUUCAAAUUACGAAAGAGUCCCUUAUUGGGCUUGCUGUAAGCUACGCCCUAACGAACCGUUUGAGGCAAGUUUGAAAUCACUUACCAUAUGGAAUCGAUCUAACAAUGUCAGUUUAUGUCCACAAUUCCACUGGCGUUUUCAACAGCUAUUUACGCCUUGCGUCACCGCGCCAACCUUCAAAAAGAUGAGGUGAGAAUUAUCAUGCCAAUUCGUCAGAACAUAUACCUAAUUUUGUGUUAGUCGGUUUUGAUACACUCAGCGGCGGGUGGAGUUGGUAUAGCCGCCAUCCAGAUUGCGCAACAAAUUGGUUCCGAGGUCAGUAUUCCAAAAUUCCAUAAUGCCUCUAGGCUCACCAAUCUAGAUAUUUGCCACCGUUGGAAGUGAAAGAAAAAGGAAAUUUUUGAUUGAUUCCUUCGGCUUAAAAGAUGAUCACAUCUUCAAUUCUCGAGAUUCGAGUUUCGUAGCGGGUAUCUUGAAAUCGACUGCUGGCAAGGGUGUCGACGUUAUUCUGAACAGUCUGGUCGGCGAAUUGCUACAAGAGGGAUGGCGUGCCUGUGCUAAUUUCGGCCGGUUCAUUGAACUUGGCAAGCGGGACAUAGUCGACGGUGGAAAAUUAGAUAUGGCACAGUUCGAACGGAACGUGACUUUUUCUGCUUUUGAUCUGGGCAACCUUUUCUAUUCGGAUAACAAGAGGCAUAACAACACGUGGCGCAGGUAUGUUGCUCUUGAUCGUUCAUAGAUAUCUGUGAAUGCUGACAUAUGACAGUCUUUUACAAGAAAGUGUACAGCUAUACCGAGAUGGAAAGAUCUGGCAGGACGCUCCGCUCAAGACUUUUGACGCAUCACAAGUUGUUCAGGCUUUCAACUAUUUCUCACUGGGUACUCGCAUUGGAAAGAUCGCCAUAUCGUUUCAGAAUCCAAACUCCAUGAUCAAGGUAAUUUCUUCAAUGCUCAUGAUUAUGGCCAUGAUCUGACUAUUUGCAGCUUGCUCCGCUUAAAUUCAAGGCAAAAAUAGAUCCAACCAAAAGCUACUUGCUAGUUGGCUGCUUAGGAGGCCUGGGUCAGAGUUUAGCACGAUGGAUGUUCCAGCGAGGCGCUCGAAAAUUUGUGUUCCUGGGGCGCUCAGGGCUAGCAAAGAAGGAAGCUAAGCUUCUGGUGGCAAACAUUGAACAAGCCGGCGGUCAGGUCUCAGUGGUGCGAGGAGAUGUGGCUGUACUAGCCGAUGUUGAAUCUGCAAUUGCACACAUUGAAGGUCCCAUUGGAGGGGUUGUACAGUCUGCCAUGGCUCUUGAUGUGAGCAAAAUUUAUCCCUAUAUAUUCCAACUCACUCAGGCAAGAAUUUCCGCUAACAUAAACGCAUAGGAGGCUCUGUUCACCCAAAUGACCUGGAAGCGCUGGCACACAUCGAUCAACCCUAAAGUGAAUGGGACCUGGAACCUCCAUAAAUCGUUAGCUGGGAAGGAAAUUGAUCUAGACUUUUUCCUUAUGAUGAGUUCUAUUGCAGGAACCAUCGGUACAGCAACAGAAACCAGUUACUGUGCUUCAAAUUCCUUCCUAGAUUCAUUCGCAGGGUAUCGACGUGGUCAGGGACUUAAAGCAACAUCUAUUGCUCUCGGGAUGAUUUCUGAGAUUGGGUACAUGCAUGAGCAUCCCGAGAUUGAAGCAGGUCUUCUACGUCAAGGUCUACAUCCAAUUACCGAGGACGAAUUUUUACAAAUCGUGGACCUCGCCUUGACCACGCCCGAAGCUGAAGAUACUAAGCCAUUUAACUCGGAUCAAAUACUGACGGGUUUGGCCGUCACUGGGAUCAAGAAGAUCCGAAAUAUGGGAUUUGAGAGUAGCAGCCCCAGCCGCAUCUUUGAUGAUCCACGUGCCUUGUUUCUUGCAAACGACAUAAUAGGACAGGGGACAACUAGUGUCGAAGAGACCUCAAAUAGCCUACUACCCCCAAGCGUCGCAGCAGCUUUAGCGGCUCACAAGAACGAUCCCAGUCACGAAGCGCUUUUGAAAGCCAUCACCACCGUUUUGGUAAAUAAUUUGAGCAAUGCAAUUCUGAUGGAAACGGACAAGUUAGACAUCAACAUGCAUUUCGGUGUCUUUGGGCUUGAUUCGAUGCUGGCUGCCGAGCUACGCCAAUUCAUUUUUCGGAGCCUGGAGGUUGAUAUAAAAUUCACCGUCCUUCUAGCAACAAACACUACAGUCGCAAGCUUAGCGGGUUUGAUUGUGCAGAAGCUGGUUGAGAAGAAUAAAUUAUAGAGUUCCUUAUUUUUCCCGCAAUCAGUAAAGACAUCUAUCUACAUUUAACCAAUUGCUAUCCUUUGACGCUCUUUCUACCAGUGAACAAUAGUGAAAAUUACGCAUAUAAUUCCCCCUCCCACACAUCGGUCAGUCCUCCAAUGCGUGCCAGAAUCUUGACAUGCCAGCGCCGAGCUCGACAGGAACCAUAACAUUAAGGUUCAACAAUGUGCCGUCCCACCGGAGACAUAAGCCGCACAACUUUCAUCGACAAUAAACCCUCUUCCCUCAAAGACCCCUCAAAAACGCCAGUACACUUGCGUAAGCCUCGCCAAGUCAUGAAGAAUACA
Molecule: messenger RNA, 9025 nt
Organism: Sclerotinia trifoliorum
Lineage: Eukaryota; Fungi; Ascomycota; Leotiomycetes; Helotiales; Sclerotiniaceae
Source: the annotation of a GenBank genome assembly